Diversispora eburnea is the source of this 145-nucleotide messenger RNA. NCBI's taxonomy places the organism in Eukaryota, Fungi, Glomeromycota, Glomeromycetes, Diversisporales, Diversisporaceae. The record is from the annotation of a GenBank genome assembly.
CCCACAUCAAAUUCCACCCCCAAUUCCAGCUACAUUGGAUAUGACUAUAAAAGACUUAAAAUGGGAUAUGUUGGUUCUAAAAAAUGAUAUGAACCAAAUACGCACUGAGGUGGAAUGGAAAAGUGAAACCCGAAGUGGAGAUUAG